Molecule: messenger RNA, 614 nt
Organism: Octopus sinensis (East Asian common octopus)
Lineage: Eukaryota; Metazoa; Mollusca; Cephalopoda; Octopoda; Octopodidae
Product: tripartite motif-containing protein 44-like
Exons: 3
Coding region: 142-489 (115 amino acids)
Source: RefSeq, a predicted model, not a curated record
AGACUGCUAGCCCUUUUGCGUCUGGCCAUGGUCACUGCCACAUAGAUAUUCUUCCCUCUGCUGUAAGGCUUCAUUUCCAUACAUGCCAGCUGAAUUCAAUUUGUUCCCAGUCGAAAGACACCUGUUGGUGAAGUUUUGAAUAUGGCCCUAUUAGGACUAGUCACAGGAGCAGUGGCGGGCAUGGUCCUCGCAAGCUUGGUUGCAGAAACAGACGACAGCAAAGAAGAAAGAGUGAGUGAAGAGGAAAGUGAGAGUGAAGAAGAAAGUGAGAGCGAAGAAGAAAGUGAGAGCGAGGAAGAAAGUGAGAGCGAAGAAGAAAGUGAGAGCGAAGAAGAAAGUGAGAGCGAAGAACAAAGAGUGAGCGGAAAACAAAGUGUGAGCGCGAGAGAAGAGGAAAGUGAAGAUGAAUGCUGUGAACAUUGCGGAAUGAUGGAAGGAAAGAAAAAAAAAAGAAAAAGAAAAAGAAACCACAAUCUUAAUUUAGGAUGAGGAAUCGAGAGAAAGCUUCGAGCUUUGUCUCACUGUAUUUGCUUUCAUUCUAUCUUCAAGCACACACACACACACACACACACAAACAUACGCAAACACACACACACAUGCACACACACACAGAC